Molecule: messenger RNA, 1347 nt
Organism: Aegilops tauschii subsp. strangulata
Lineage: Eukaryota; Viridiplantae; Streptophyta; Magnoliopsida; Poales; Poaceae
Source: RefSeq, a predicted model, not a curated record
CACGCCGUCGGACGCCGCCUCUCUUCCCCGCCUCGUCGGACGCCGGCGCCACCACGACCACCCUCCCCGACGCGCCGUAGCCACGACCACCCUCCCCGGCGCGCCGCCGCCACACCCCCCUCCCCCAGCGUGCCGCCUCCACAACCUCCCUCCCCAGCGCGCGCCGUCCGGCCCUCUUCCCCACUGCGUGCAGGCAGUUCAACGUGCGACCACAGGCCGUUCAAUGUCUCCGUCGUGGACACGCCCCUCUACCUACUUCUGGUUGCCUCUCAUCCCGGUGUGGCCAAGGCGUUGGGUUCGCCGCCGCUGCGACCAGCAGUCCAACCCGGCCGCCCCAGUCCGUUCACUCGUCGCAGCUCCCAGCUAAUGUCAAAUCUGGUUUUGCUGGGGACAAAGAAGUGAGCAAAAGGAGAAAUUGAUCAAUUGCAAAUUGUGCAGCGGUGGUUUUCCUAUGCACAUGUUGACACAACGUAUCAUCAAAAUGGGUGGCGGAGAACCAGUAAGUGCUACUACUGGUGUACGCGAAGUUCAAGGAUUUUCCCAUGCUCGAGCAUCCACUGGCUCCGACCUUCACCCGUUUCCGCACGCCUGGGAUCCACAACCUCCGACCUCACACGUGGACCCCGGCUGGCUUCUCUGUCCCGAGUGUCGCUGCCGGCCUCCCUGCAGCAUGGCUUCGGUUCCCUCCUACGGAUGCGUCUGCGCCAACCAUCUGAUGCAUCAAAAAGCCCGAUUCACAAAUUCAUCUUCUAUAUGCUUUUCAGUUCAUCGACUUCCCAUUGCAGUUUGGCAUCAAAAUUCACAUCAGUUUAGGGGUGCCCGCAUCACGGUCUCACUGUGCUACCGCAAUCUCUCCUUGAUACGCCACCGGACGAGCCCCUCCUCACACUUUGGCAAGUUGUCACUUCUUGCUCCUGUGCCUGGAUCCCAUGAGGUUUGAAGAUUAUCGUGGAGCAAGUUCAAGAGAUCAGUUUCGUGAAAAUAAAUGUGAUCUUUUGGUCAGGAUUUUGCAUGAUCCAUAGCCAUCGGUGGCAACAGGGAGUAGUUCGAGGCCUCCUGCGUGAGUCGUCCAUCGUCUUCUAUGCGUGAGCUUGUUGUCUCUACACAUCUAGCAUUAGAGUAUCUCCUCCCCUUGCCGCACACACAUGCCGGGCGGUCGAGCUAGUGUUGUUUGUGAUAUUGGUCGUGACUCUUGCGUUCUCAUUGGACAAAGAAUUUGUUCUGUAACUAUGUAUUUGCAGGACCUUUAGCAAAUAUUGUUGUGUUCUGAGUAUUCUGAUGUUGGCCAAAAUGGUGAGCAUUUAAACAUCAGCCCGAAUUAAUAAAACCGAUAAGUUCUACUUUAAA